This is a messenger RNA of Paramecium pentaurelia, 1884 nucleotides long. NCBI's taxonomy places the organism in Eukaryota, Ciliophora, Oligohymenophorea, Peniculida, Parameciidae. The record is from the annotation of a GenBank genome assembly.
AUGCUAUAAUUUAUAUCUAAAAGACCUUUUUGUGUUCAAUUAAAAGACAUAAAUACAUUGCUUAGUAGAUUAUCUACAAGUAUCAAAGAGUUGAAUUAUGUCAAUCGUAAUAUAGAUAAGGCAAUCAAAUCUAGAGAUUAUUAAGAAAUACUAGAUAGACUUCCUAAUUCUAAUUCUUAAUUGGAUAAUUAUGGUUAAUUGUUUAAUAAUUAAUUUUAGGACUCUAAUGUGGUUUAGAUUCAUUUUCUCAUAUAUUUGAUCAUUUGGGUUAUGAUAGAAAAUUAGAACCUGUUAGAUAAUUUUUGGCGAAAAAAGCAGAUAAUUUAUUGCAAUAUCCAAUAAAUGUCUUAUGUGAUACAUAUUACAAUUUAACUCUAUUAAGAAGUGAUACAAAUAAAUUUCAAGAUCAAAUUUUAACACAUAUUAAAAUCAACUAAAGUAUUCCUGGAGAAUAAUAUGUAAGAUUACUUAGAGCUUUGACUAGAAAGUUUAAUUUAACAGAAGAUGAUCAUUAAUUGAUUAAAGUCCUAAAUUAAUUAAAUAUAAAGUAAUCUUAAGUCUAAAUUUUACUUAAAUGCUUUAGGUUAAUUGUAGAACAAAAUUUAAUUUAGAUAUUUUGCUGAGCUUCAUACCCUGCAUUAAAAACCAUUGUAUGCAUUUCCUGAUCUUUUUGAAUAUAUUGCAACAUAAAUAAAGAAAUUUCCAACUCAUAGUUAUGGUGAUAUCUUUUGUGCAUAUCACCAUUUAGGUACCACCUUUGAUUAAUCUUUUUUACAUAAUACAGUAAAAUAAUUUGAAUAAUCAAUUCAAACCUAUAAAAAUGGUAUGACACAAUUAGCAAGUAAUAUAUAUAAUUAAUAAUAAUAAGUGUAAUAAUAUAUUACAAUACUGAGAAUUGCAAAUAAAUUAGAUAAAAGUGAUAUAAUCAAAUUUAAUUGGGAUUUACAUUUCAAUGUCUUAAAAGAAUUAAUAUAAUAACGUGAUUUUUAAUAAAAAAAUACGAUUACUUCAUUUUGUUCACUAUUUAUUGAUAAAAUUUCUCAUUUAAAUCAAAAUGAAAAAGAUAAAUUAUUUGAAAUGAUUAUAUCAUUUAAUUAUUAAACACCUGGAAUUUGGGAUUUUAUGUACUAAAAUAGAGAGUAUUUAACCUAGUAAUAAAAUCAAUAGAUUCUUGAUGAAGUAACAGAAUUUCAUAUUUUCAGUUUAUUAAGUAUGGAUAAGAGUAGCAAUAAGUAAGUGAUUAAAAGUAUCCUCAAAAUUAUGUCUUUUACAACAAAUAUGCUAGACUUUAUAAUCUUCCAGAGAGAAAAGAACAGCAAUUCUUAUUAGGUGGUUUAGUUUUAUCACAAUAUGAAUAAACUACAGAUGAAGUUUAAAUUAUUAAAUUUCUUUAAAAUCUUACAAUUAAAAAUUAAUUUUGGAGUUCAUAAUUCAAAAUAUUAUUAACUAGUAUCAAUGGAAUUCAAACUUUAAAUUUUUGGAAAUAAUAAACAAUCAAAAAUACUGGAAGAGUUAAAGAUGAAUAUUAAAUAGAAAUAUAAAGACAUUUAAAUGGCGACUAUUAUUUGUUUCCAAAGGUCUUUAAUUAAUUUCAGUGUUAAUUUUUAAUUUGGUCUUUCUAACACUUUCAAAUAGUUCCUGUACUUGUAGCACCAAUAUUUUAUAGAUCACUAGGAACUAAUUAAAAGUAUAUAUUUUUUUAAGUUUAGUCUAAUAGAUGAAUUGGUGGAUUUAUUUAAACUUCAUAAAUGUAAUUUUAAUGAAGUUGGAUACAUUUGGGAAUAAAUGAAUUAUCCUAAUAAUAUAAAGAUACUUUCUUUUCUCAAAACAGCUAUGUCGGAGGACUCAUCUUAAAGAAUUAUUAAUAAAUUAAAAGAAUUUUGA